AUGAACGGUUCCAGCUCCUCGCCCUGGGCUCUCGCCAUGGACACUGUGAAAACCACCUACAUCGUGCUGGAGCUGAUCAUUGCCGUGCUGUCCAUCGCUGGCAACGUCCUGGUCUGCUGGGCCGUGGCCAUCAACAGUACCUUGAAGAACGCAACCAACUAUUUCCUGGUGUCCCUGGCAGUGGCUGACAUCGCGGUGGGUCUCUUGGCCAUCCCUUUCGCCAUCACCAUCAGUAUCGGCUUCCAGGUGGAUUUUCACAGCUGCCUCUUCUUUGCCUGCUUCGUGUUGGUGCUGACCCAAAGCUCCAUUUUCAGCUUGCUGGCGGUGGCCAUCGACAGGUACCUGGCUAUUAAGAUCCCACUGAGGUAUAACAGCCUGGUGACUGGCAAGCGGGCAAGAGGACUCAUCGCUGUGCUCUGGCUCCUGUCCUUUGGGAUUGGACUGACUCCACUUAUGGGAUGGAAUAAAGCCAUGAGCGGCUGUCCCAACGCCACCAACGAGACAGGGGCUGGCACAGGGCCAGAGCACCAUGGCUGCUUCGUCUCCUGCCUCUUCGAGAACGUGGUAACGAUGAGCUACAUGGUGUACUUCAACUUCUUUGGCUGCGUGCUGCUUCCCCUGGUGAUCAUGCUGGGAAUCUACAUUAAGAUAUUCAUGGUGGCCUGCAAACAGUUGCACCAGAUUGAACUGAUGGGCAACUCCAGGACCACCCUGCAGAAGGAGGUCCAUGCAGCCAAGUCUCUGGCCAUCAUUGUAGGACUUUUUGCCUUCUGUUGGCUGCCCCUGCAUAUCUUGAACUGCAUCAGUCACUUCCACGAGGAGUUCUCCAGAUCCAAGCCCGAGUGGGUGAUGUAUGUGGCCAUCAUCCUCUCCCAUGCCAACUCUGUCAUCAAUCCUAUCAUCUACGCCUACCGGAUCAGGGACUUCCGCUACACCUUCCGCAAGAUCAUUUCCAAGAUCCUCUGCAAGUCAGACGACUUCCCCAAGUGCACCACUGACAACAACCAGCACCUGACUGUCACCAACAUGAACUCUCCAGUAGCCUCUGUCACCGUCUGACCUUGCAAGUCCCAC
Molecule: messenger RNA, 1074 nt
Organism: Indicator indicator
Lineage: Eukaryota; Metazoa; Chordata; Aves; Piciformes; Indicatoridae
Gene: ADORA2B
Product: adenosine A2b receptor
Exons: 2
Coding region: 1-1059 (352 amino acids)
Biological process (GO): G protein-coupled adenosine receptor signaling pathway; vasodilation; adenylate cyclase-activating G protein-coupled receptor signaling pathway
Cellular component (GO): membrane
Molecular function (GO): G protein-coupled adenosine receptor activity
Source: RefSeq, a predicted model, not a curated record